UCUUCUUCUUCCUUCGAAGCUCCCAUUUCUUCCAACAACCAAUCCUUCUUUAAUGUUCAUAACCAAAGAGCUCAAACCGCUCUCCAAUGGCCCUCUCUUUAUCCCUACAACUCAUUCGCUUCCCUCCUCAACCUCCAUCCCCAUCCUCUCACCUCGCCUCUCUCUCCCGCUUCUUCCCAUCUCCAUGCCUUUCCUCUUUCGCUCCGUCCCGAGACUAUGCCGUCAAGUUAUCUUCCAGAACAAAGUGUUUCUCCAUGUCCACUGAGGAGGACAAGUGGAGUGAAUCUGAUGCGUUUGUCUCCGAUGUCGACGAAGGGGGAGAUCUUGAGGAUGACAUUGAUAUUAGUGUUCGGGAAGACAGCCCUGUGGCCACUGCUGCUUCUGCGCAGAGGAUUUCUUCUUCACCCAGUGAUUAUCUCUCGCUUGCGAUUCGUGAGCAGGUUUAUGAGGUGUUAGAGGUUAAAGCUAAUGGAACCGUAUCCACCAGGAAGGUUAACAGACGGCAGCUGUUGAAGUCAAGUGGGCUUCGUCCUCGUGAUGUCCGAAGUGUUGAUCCAUCUUUAUUUUUGACAAACUCAAUGCCUACAUUACUGGUACGUGAACAUGCUAUUUUGCUUAAUCUGGGAUCGUUGCGAGCAAUAGCCAUGCAGGAUUGUGUCCUCAUAUUCGAUCAUAACCGUCCAGGAGGACAAGCUUUUAUUGAAUCAUUGUUGCCUCGAUUGAACCCAAAAAACAUGAAUGGGGUGCCAGCAAUGCCAUUUGAACUCGAGGUUGUUGAAGCUGCAUUGCUUUCACGAACUCAGCGUUUGGAGCAACGACUAAUGAAAGUAGAACCUCGUGUUCAAGCUCUGCUUGAGGUAUUGCCCAACAAAUUAACUGCAGAUGUGUUGGAACAACUUCGUAUUAGCAAGCAGACACUGGUUGAAUUAGGUUCCAGAGCAGGGGCUCUGAGACAAAUGCUUCUUGAUCUUCUGGAGGAUCCGCUAGAAAUACGGCGCAUCUGUAUUAUGGGUAGAAAUUGCACGUUGAAUAAAAGAAAUGAUGAUGUGGAGUGCACUCUUCCUUUGGAUAAGCAGAUUGCUGAUGACGAGGAAGAAGAAAUAGAAAUGCUGUUGGAAAAUUAUCUCCAGAGAUGCGAAUCUUGUCAUGGUCAGGCUGAAAGGCUUCUGGAUUCUGCAAAAGAAAUGGAAGAUUCAAUUGCCGUAAAUUUAAGCUCACGGAGACUAGAGGUUAGCAGAGUGGAAUUGCUUCUCCAAGUUGGGACAUUUUGUGUGGCAGUUGGUGCUUUAGUUGCAGGAAUAUUCGGCAUGAACUUACGAUCAUACCUUGAAGAACACGUGUUUGCUUUUUGGUUAACAACAGCUGGGAUAAUCGUCGGUGCUGUUGUUGCAUUCUUUCUCAUGUAUUCAUAUCUCAGAGAUAGGAGAAUCCUAUAGCUAACUUGUUCAGAUCAACGACCACACACUGAUCUAGAUACUCGUGGAAUACUUGGUUCAAUAGGGUGCAGAAGGUUGCAGGGCGUUUGUCAAGUUGAAGGGCAUUACGAGGAACUCGAAGGGCCCAUACAUUGUUACGCAAGUAGUCUUUGGUUCAUCCCCUUGUGCUAUUCGAACCUGGUAAUAGUCUGACCGGAGGUCGAGCUUCGUAAAAUACCGAGCUCCAUUCAAUUGGGUGUUGAGUAUGUGUUUGUAAAUAUGUCAGGGAAUGAGAAUGUUAAACGUGUGUUAGUAAUGUAUCUCAGUCUGCUAGGGUUAAGAGUUUAUGUAAGACUUAUCUCACGUUUGUUAAUAAAUGGGUUGCACUGGACUUGUUUAUUAUUUCUUUUUCUGGAAUUGGGUUAUUGGCUUUUGUGUGUAUUUUUUAGCAAUAGUAUUGGAGGUUAGGGUCAGCAGGUGUCGUCGAGUAACUAGGGACGAGAUUUGUUGACUUCCCGCCACUUUCUGGGCUUAUAGCAGGUGGACUGUGAGGGGGUGUUCACAAUGUCCAGACGAAGAGGAAUAAGUAAAUGUUAAUGUCUGCUUAAUGUU
Molecule: messenger RNA, 2027 nt
Organism: Cucumis sativus (cucumber)
Lineage: Eukaryota; Viridiplantae; Streptophyta; Magnoliopsida; Cucurbitales; Cucurbitaceae
Product: magnesium transporter MRS2-11, chloroplastic
Exons: 14
Coding region: 87-1436 (449 amino acids)
Biological process (GO): magnesium ion transport; transmembrane transport
Cellular component (GO): membrane
Molecular function (GO): magnesium ion transmembrane transporter activity
Source: RefSeq, a predicted model, not a curated record